Molecule: messenger RNA, 670 nt
Organism: Triplophysa dalaica
Lineage: Eukaryota; Metazoa; Chordata; Actinopteri; Cypriniformes; Nemacheilidae
Gene: gmfg
Product: glia maturation factor, gamma
Exons: 7
Coding region: 96-524 (142 amino acids)
Biological process (GO): actin filament debranching; negative regulation of Arp2/3 complex-mediated actin nucleation
Cellular component (GO): actin cortical patch
Molecular function (GO): actin binding; Arp2/3 complex binding
Source: RefSeq, a predicted model, not a curated record
CACACGCACACGACAAGCCACAGACAGCUGAGAUCCAUAGACACACACACAGACACACACACACGAGACAGCCACAGACAGCUCAGGCCUGCAGGAUGUCAAGUUCUUUAGUGGUAUGUGAGGUGGACGCAAGUCUGCAGGAAAAGCUGAAGAAGUUUCGCUUUCGUAAGGAGACCAACAACGCCGCCAUUCUGAUGAAGAUCGAUAUGGAGAAGCAGCUGGUGGUCCUGGAGGAAGAGUUUGAGAAUAUCACACUGGAUGAGAUCAGAGAAGAACUUCCAGAGCGUCAACCUCGGUUUAUAGUUUACAGCUACAAACUGACCCAUGGGGACGGCAGGAUCUCGUAUCCUCUCUGCUUCAUCUUCUCCAGUCCUGUGGGCUGUAAACCCGAGCAGCAGAUGAUGUACGCGGGCAGUAAGAACCGUCUGGUGCAGUCUGCUGAUCUCACGAAGAUUUUUGAGGUUCGUAAUCCAGAUGACUUGACUGAGGAUUGGCUGAAGGAGAAACUUUCAUUUUUUCGCUGAAAUGUGACCGGCAACGUUCUGAUUUCUGAUCAGACACUCUUUAUAAUUGAAAUUGUUGAAAAUGUUUUAUUCUUUUUAAAGCUAUUGAAUCAACGUUUUGUCUGAACAAUACUUCCAUUAUCAGAAUAAACAAAUGUGUUAUCGAA